Messenger RNA from Diceros bicornis minor, 5588 nucleotides. RefSeq names its product glycerol-3-phosphate dehydrogenase 2 (gene GPD2). The coding region runs from base 138 to 2321 and encodes 727 amino acids. Gene Ontology annotation, biological process: glycerol-3-phosphate metabolic process. The record is from RefSeq and is a predicted model, not a curated record. The transcript is spliced from 17 exons. Gene Ontology annotation, cellular component: mitochondrion; glycerol-3-phosphate dehydrogenase (FAD) complex. Gene Ontology annotation, molecular function: glycerol-3-phosphate dehydrogenase (quinone) activity; calcium ion binding. Lineage: Eukaryota; Metazoa; Chordata; Mammalia; Perissodactyla; Rhinocerotidae.
ACAUCCACGCGCGCCCUGCCGCGAGGACCAGGGCCGACGCUCUGAUUCAGGGGGAGGCAGAGACUCCGCCCUGGCCGCAGGAACUGGGUGCUCCUGCUCUAUCUCCUCGCGCGAGAGGAUCAAUCUCAGGCUAAGAAAUGGCAUUUCAAAAGGCAGUAAAAGGGACUGUUCUUGUUGGAGGAGGUGCUCUUGCAACUGUUCUAGGCCUGUCUCAGUUUGCUCAUUACAGAAGGAAGCAAGUGAACCUGGCCUAUGUUAAAGCAGCAGAGAACAUUUCAGAACCUGUUAACAGGGAGCCUCCUUCCAGAGAAGCUCAGCUACUGACUUUGCAAAACAUGUCCGAAUUCGAUAUCCUUGUCAUCGGAGGAGGAGCAACGGGAUGUGGCUGUGCACUAGAUGCUGUCACCAGAGGACUAAAAACAGCCCUUGUAGAAAGAGAUGAUUUCUCAUCGGGGACCAGCAGCAGAAGCACUAAAUUGAUCCAUGGUGGUGUGAGAUAUCUUCAGAAGGCUAUCAUGAAGUUGGAUAUUGAGCAGUAUAGGAUGGUAAAAGAAGCCCUUCAUGAGCGUGCCAACCUGCUAGAAAUUGCUCCCCAUUUAUCAGCUCCGUUGCCUAUAAUGCUUCCUAUUUACAAGUGGUGGCAGUUACCUUACUACUGGAUUGGAAUCAAGAUAUAUGAUCUGGUUGCAGGAAGUAACUGCCUGAAAAGCAGUUAUGUCCUCAGCAAAUCCAGAGCCCUUGAGCAUUUCCCAAUGCUCCAGAAGGACAAACUGGUGGGAGCAAUUGUCUACUAUGAUGGACAACACAACGACGCACGGAUGAACCUUGCCAUUGCUCUUACUGCUGCCAGGUAUGGGGCUGCCACGGCCAAUUACAUGGAGGUCGUGAGCUUGCUCAAGAAGACAGACCCCCAAACGGGCAAAGAGCGUGUGAGCGGCGCACGGUGCAAGGAUGUACUCACAGGGCAGGAAUUUGAUGUGAGAGCCAAAUGUGUUAUCAAUGCCACGGGACCUUUCACAGACACUGUGCGCAAAAUGGAUGAUAAGAACGCAGCAGCUAUCUGCCAGCCGAGCGCUGGUGUCCACAUUGUGAUGCCGGGUUAUUACAGCCCAGAGAGCAUGGGACUUCUUGACCCAGCAACCAGUGAUGGGCGAGUUAUUUUCUUCUUACCCUGGCAAAAGAUGACUAUAGCUGGCACUACUGACACUCCAACUGAUGUUACACCCCAUCCUAUUCCUUCGGAAGAAGACAUCAACUUCAUUUUGAAUGAAGUGCGCAACUACCUGAGUUGUGAUGUUGAAGUGAGAAGAGGGGAUGUCCUGGCAGCAUGGAGCGGUAUUCGUCCCCUUGUGACAGAUCCCAAGUCUGCAGAUACUCAGUCCAUCUCCCGAAAUCACGUUGUGGACAUCAGUGAGAGCGGCCUCAUCACGAUAGCAGGUGGAAAGUGGACAACCUACCGAUCUAUGGCAGAAGAUACCAUAAAUGCUGCCGUCAAGACCCAUGAUUUGAAAGCGGGACCAAGUAGAACUGUUGGGCUUUUCCUUCAAGGGGGCAAAGAUUGGAGCCCCACACUCUACAUUCGGCUUGUCCAGGAUUACGGACUUGAAAGUGAGGUGGCACAGCAUCUGGCCGCCACCUAUGGUGACAAGGCUUUUGAGGUGGCCAAAAUGGCAAGUGUGACCGGAAAAAGGUGGCCCAUUGUUGGAGUGCGUCUUGUGUCAGAAUUUCCAUACAUUGAAGCAGAGGUGAAAUAUGGAAUUAAGGAGUACGCCUGCACGGCAGUGGAUAUGAUUUCACGUCGCACUCGCCUGGCCUUUCUGAAUGUCCAGGCAGCAGAGGAAGCCCUCCCCAGGAUUGUUGAACUGAUGGGCAGAGAACUGAAUUGGGAUGAGUAUAAGAAACAGGAGGAACUUGAAACAGCCAGGAAAUUUCUGUAUUAUGAAAUGGGCUAUAAAUCUCGAUCAGAACAGUUAACAGAUCGCUCUGAAAUUAGCCUACUGCCUUCAGACAUUGACAGGUAUAAGAAGAGAUUUCAUAAGUUUGAUGCAGACCAAAAGGGCUUUAUUACCAUUGUUGAUGUUCAGCGUGUAUUAGAGAGUAUCAAUGUCCAAAUGGAUGAAAAUACACUACAUGAAAUUCUGAAUGAAGUAGAUUUGAACAAAAAUGGACAGGUUGAACUCAAUGAAUUUUUGCAGCUGAUGAGUGCUAUUCAAAAAGGAAGGGUGUCUGGAAGCCGGCUUGCUAUACUAAUGAAAACUGCAGAAGAGAACCUGGACAGAAGAGUUCCCAUUCCGGUGGACCGAAGUUGUGGAGGAUUGUGAGUCUGAGCAGUAAAUCCACAGCCAACAAACAUAGGAACAGCAAAGCAUCAUGUAACAACAACCAGAGAUGACUCACACCACUCCAAAAUAGUGGAUCUGGAUAGCUGCCUUUUUUAACACUGGGACACAUUCCAAAGCUUUAGGAUGUCGAUGUAUACCCUUUAUUUGUAUUUGCCAUUCAAUCUAGCUUCUAAAAAGCAUAUUUUAUCUUUUUUUCUCAUUUUGAAGGCACAAUGAUUUAAUCUUUUGCAUCCAUUUUGUGACCUGUUAGACUGGACAUGCUUCCUUUUUGUUUAUUUUUUCAUUUAUUCUAAAUUAGUUCUAGAGGCAGAAUAUUUUGGCAGAAAUGGAAAGAAGCAGCUAGAAGAAUUUUGUGACAUGUACAAAGCUCUGGACAUUAAGCUUGUAGAUAGUGUUUGUUCUUAAAAGAAAUUGAAUGGGGAGUGACCUAUUGAAAUGAUAGUGUUUCUGGAGACUUCUCAGCCCCUUCUUUCUCCAGCUUGUCUUCCUUCCUCAUCCAAACAGUGUUGUGCAAUUUUAUAUCUAGAGCAUGACUGGAAGAACUGGAGUGGGAAGAAAAAGUUUAGAUCCGGUUACAGGAGUGAGUCUCAAAGAGAAACUCUGAAAGCUUCCAGAAUCACAGGUAUAAGAUAAGGAUAGCACUGACAUUUGCUGGGAGCUACAGUGAUAGUUUCAUCUCAGCAAUUCAUUUUUUUUUCUCCAGUCACUGCUGGUUUUUCUUUGACUAUUAUAGUUGCCAGGAAGAUCCUUGCUUUUUUUACUUUAAAACCAGCGUGUAAGUGGCAAGUUGUAUGUAAUGGGAUGAGACUAAAUUUCUCAAAUCUUUACAGUAGUAAUAAAUUUAAGGAUUAAAAACCUGUGUUUAUAUAUCCACAUAUGAUAGCACAGUUUUCAAUCCCCAAAUCCUAAAUCUUGGAGCAUGUGAGAUUGUCAAACAUAGCCUAUUUUGCUUAGUUUAUUGCAUCAUUUUUUGGAAGUAUUGGUAAAUAGUAAAAGAGGAUAGAAAUAGCCUUUAGUUAACUUUAGUUAUAAUUAUUUGUAAAAAGGCACAAUGCUGCAAUAUUCAAGGUCAUUGUGGUUGCUUAAAGCCUUUCUCUUUCUGUACUCAAUGGAAAAUUUCUCAAUCAACCAAAAAGAAAACCACACACAACACACACUCACACACAUCCCCCACCCCAACACACACACAUAAAGACACACAACAAAAAUAGAAAUCAAUCUGCGUUGAAUUUAACAAAUGAUGUAUUGAAUUUAAAGGGCCAGUUUGGUAUGCUUUUGCAAUAUUUUGGUGGCAUUUUAACCAGUCAUCUGAAUAUUUAUUCAUUAUGCUUCUUCUUGUGAAAUUAACUGCCUACUUUUUUGUUUUUUAAGAUCAAGUUGUGUAUGUAAUAGGAAAUGUAACCCUUUAUUUAGUGUCAGGUUUUCAUUGUGCAGACUUCGGGUCUUAGUAUUUUAAACCGGUACAUAAAACACUUUUGUGCCGUUAUUUCUAUUUAUGUCGACAUUGUAAGAUGUAUUUAUGCCUCAUUCAAGUGGAGUGUGAACCUGUGUGUCAUAAUAUAAACACUGGAAUUUCAGUCCCCUAAGCCCCUACUCUCACCUCUGAGGCAAACAGUUCAGAUAGCAUCUUAAUUCAUGUUGUUUUUAAAUGAAGUUUAGACUUGCCACUUCCUAAAGGAAAACCUAAAACAGGGCAAAUGAUGCUCCCAGGUAUCACUGUGAACUUUCUUCUUUCAAGGUGUGAAAUUUUUACACUGGCUUUUAUUUUAUUUUUUAAUAAUGGAAGCAUGUGGCUUUGUAAUUUAAUGUUUUUCUAUCAAGAUAAUAGAUUUCACUGUUUAGAACCAAGUGACACAAUAGAUAGAAGAGCUGUCCUUUAAAACAUCAUAGAUGAUGUAUCACAGUAUAGUACAUUUGUGCUCUCUUUCUCUCUCUCUUUCUCUCCCUUUUUCUAGUUAGAGCAAGAGAACGGUGACUUAUAUCCUCCCUGAAUGCCUUGCAGUAGGCACCGGGCUUAUACCCUGACUGGCCUGGGCAGAGCUGUAUUUGUAAAAUAGGCGUUGUUUGUGCACGCUUUGCUAUGAGUGAAGUUCUUUUAAGGACAAAGAAAAGUGCACUUUUCCUCUUUUGAGCAUAUCUGCUUUUGCUUAAAAUCUGCUAAUUCUAAAACAUACGCUCCUUUACCAAUCCCAGAGACUGGUCUUGGAAAUGAGUUGGUUCCAAGACUUUACUGUGAAUAAAGCAUCCCCACAUUUUUCUGUAACUUCUUAAUUAAACUUGUACAGCUUCUUUACCUGAUCUCAGAGAAAGAGAAAAGAAAUGGAGGAAUAAGCCCCUUCAAAACCUAUUCCAAGCACAAAAGAAUUUUUUUCUUUUCAUAUAAACAUCAUAUUAGAUGAUUCUGUUGGAGUGGGGGUGGAGUGUGCAGUGAUUGUCUUUUAUCGUCAAGUGAUUUCUUUCAAGAGCCUGUAAGGGGUUUCGGGUGAAGGAACCCCCAUCUGUGGUAGAGACCAGGAUGCUCCUUUAAAUAGUCCCUACCCUGGUCAUAACAACAGUGAUGAGUCUGGAUUAUUUGUGAAGCCCAGGUCAUCUGCCUCAUAUCCAUCAUGCUGUUUGUAAUAUUCUUGCUUUCAAUCAACUGAUCCUGAGUGUAACUUUAGGGAUUCUACAAUUAAAUGCAUGCUUCCUAUUCUGCUUCCGUUUCUAGCUUUGUUUUGUCUUUUUCAAAAUAUGUAGCUUACUCUUUUGUACAACAAAAAUUUUAUUCUAACUUUUACUAACCAUACUGUAUGAAUGAUCAUUGAUCUUAUUUCCUUCAUUUUUAUGUAUUUGUAAAGAUUUUUGGCAUACGAAUGUGAUUAUAUUGAAGUCAAUGAUGCUAUAAUUUGCACUGUUUUGCUUCUUGUCAACCCUUUUGAGGGAGUUAAAAAGCCCUAUUGUGUUUUUAAAGAACAUCAAGUUUAAGCCCAGUACUGUAGGGAAUAUACACACUGCAUGUUUUCAUAUGUGGCACUUUUAUGUAUUGUGUUGGGUUAUUGUUCUAGAUUGGACUGUUAAAUACUAUGUUUGAGGCUGGGUUGUUGUUUUUAUAACUGUCUUGGUGUUUUAUCGCCAUUAUUUAUUACUUUUGAUAUACAGAAUGAGCUGCAUGCAUUUAUAGAGCAAUAAGAGCUUGUAUUUAAUGUGCCUUGUUUUUAACUGAAUAGGAACUGAAAGCAUGAAUCAAUAAAACUGAUUAAAAUGGUC